CGUUCACUCACAACAGGAGCACCUUCUUUUCCUCUCCAAUGCGCCGCAGAUUUGAUCAGAACGCUGCCCCGACGAGGUAGAUCAACUUGCCUCCAGCUCCCCUCCCCCCCACCAUGGGCCUCACCCGGCCCGCCAUGGACCCGAGACGAAAGUCGUCGACCCUACAUUACCAGACAUUCCCCACGAAACCGCCCACUUCCCGCGGCCGCCCGCUCUCGUCCUCUCCCUCUCCGCCUCAUGGCCGCGGCUCCGAGUCUGAGGAUGUCCACCAUGAGUCGCCACUCCCGACCAAGCAGCUCGCGGUGCUGGCUGUCAUCGCGCUCGCCGAGCAGACGGCCCUCAAUUCGAUCAGCCCGUAUCUGCCAGAAAUGGCGUCUACGUUCCCCGAGGUGAAGGAGGGCCAGGUCGGGCUCUACGUCGGCUUGAUCGCGUCGUCUUUCGCGCUGGCACAGUUCGCGACCAACUUCUUCUGGGGCUGGCUAUCCGACCGCAUUGGUCGGAAACCUGUAAUACUGCUGGGAACGCUACUGACGCUGGCCUGCUUCGUCGCAUUUGGCUUCUGCAAGACGCUGUGGCAGGCGGUGGUGGUCCAGAUGUUCAUGGGCUUGGUCAACGGCAACGCCGGCGUCGUGUCGACCUGUCUGGGCGAGAUCACCGAUCGCAGCAAUCAGUCCAGAGCCUUUACUUACCUACCCGUCGUGUACGGCCUUGGUGGCAUCACCGGGCCCAUUGUGGGCGGCGUGCUAGUGGUGUUGUACAAGAACCCCCUCCAUCAGGACCAGCCAAAGUACCCGUACCUCCUCCCGAACCUAUUCUCCGCCGUCGUGCUCGCAAUCGAUCUGGUAAUCUGCAUGCUCUUCUUGGAGGAAACGCUCCAGGAAGCGAGGGAUCUGCCUCCAUUGGGGAAAAGGGUAGAAAACCUGUUCGCGUGGCUGUGGCAGUUCACCAGCUCAACACGGCCGACAUACAUCCGACGGCUCCUUGGGAGGAAGAAGCGCCACCAUCGUAACGACUAUCUGGAUGGUAUUGAGGAAGAAGACGAUGACGCCGGCUCCGAGUCAGAAAUGUCCGUCCCCGAACUCUUCCCGCAUGCUACCAGCGAGCAGCUCUCGAGGAAGGAGAUUUUCAAUCGCGAUACCGUCCUCCUUCUUGUAACCUACUUCAUCUUUCAGCUCGCUAACAUCUCGUACAAUUCCCUCUACCCCAUCUUUGGCGAAGAACAGCCCCCCACCGGACGAAGCCUGUCUCCAGAAGAAAUAGGGCUCUCACUCGCGUUCGCUGGCGUCAUCACAAUUGUCUUCCAAAUCGGCAUCUAUGGGAAGAUCAGGGAGCAGAUCGGAAAUAAGACCACCUACAGGUUCAGCCUGGCUGCAUUCGUCGUCGCGUUCCUCCUCAUGCCGUGGGUCGGCUACAAAGACAGUGCGCCAUGGAAAGGCAUGGGCAGUGGAAAAGGCUGGCUAUGGGCUGAGCUCGGUGUGAUUCUAGUCGUCAAGACGGUAGCUAGUGUUGGCGGUCUCACAUCCGCGCUGCUUUUGAUCACAAACUCAGCACCCAACCACUCCGUCCUCGGCACACUAAAUGGCCUCGCACAAACCCUCUCUGCCGCUGGCCGCGCCGUGGGCCCUUUCAUUUCCGGCUCGCUUUUCACGGCUGCUACUAAAGUCAAGCCGAAAGGUGAGGCUCUUGCAUUCGGCAUCUUUGCGGGCGUAUCUUUCGUCGGGUUUGUUCUGAGCUUUGGGAUCCGGGGGAAUGGACUUGAAGCUGAGGGCUGGAGCGAGAGUGAAGAUGAUGGCGAGGAUGAGGAUGAGGAUGCGGAUGCGGAUGCGGAUGAUGAUAUCGAGAGCCAUGGCGAGGGAGGAAUUGUGAAUGAGAGGUCGGGGUUAAUGGGGAAGUGAUUGAUAAUAGAGGUGUGAUGGUGGGACAACGGCAUGGGUUUGGGUUUCAGCGCGGCGUUUUGGGGCCUCUGGUGAGCAAUUUCUAGAUCUGGGACACACACAUUAUGUAUAGGACUCUGUUCAACUGAUCCGCAAGGGUCAUGGGACGUAAUACCAUGGAUGGAAAAGGAAGGAAUGAACUGUGACGAUUCGGCACUAUUGUAGAGUAUGUAACCGCAUAACAGGAAAAAUAACAAAG
Lindgomyces ingoldianus is the source of this 2133-nucleotide messenger RNA. RefSeq names its product MFS transporter-like protein. Lineage: Eukaryota; Fungi; Ascomycota; Dothideomycetes; Pleosporales; Lindgomycetaceae. Gene Ontology annotation, molecular function: transmembrane transporter activity. The coding region runs from base 114 to 1895 and encodes 593 amino acids. The record is from RefSeq and is a predicted model, not a curated record. The transcript is spliced from 2 exons. Gene Ontology annotation, biological process: transmembrane transport.